AUGGCCGCCACCAAGGUCGGCCACGGGCUUGCCAAAGCCCUCGGGAUCAAGCUGAACUACCGGGACGAGUUGAAAGAGGAGAUCCGCCGUGGAGAGUCGGUGUUUUCGACCCAGACCGCAGGCGCAUAUGUCGAGGAGGAACCCAGGAGCGGGGAGUGGGUGGCUGGCCUCGUGCCCAGCGGGCCAGAGCUCGUCGUGUACUGCCGCUCGCUGUUCCCAUUCAUGGCUUGGAUCGGACGGUAUAAUGUGCAAUGGCUCCUCGGUGAUCUCGUGGCGGGUAAGCAAGAUCAAGACCGCCUCGCGGCAUAUCGGUUCCGUGUUGUUGACGAGAGAAAUAUAGGUAUUACCAUUGGUGCCGUGGUCGUCCCCCAGGGGAUGGCCUAUGCUGCUUUGGCAGCACUGCCUCCCCAAUUCGGGCUCUACUCGUCCUUCAUGGGCGUCCUCGUCUACUGGUUCUUCGCGACCUCCAAAGAUAUCACCAUAGGUCCCGUUGCCGUGAUGUCGACACUGGUCGGCCAGAUUGUGGCCAAGGCAGCCCAGACGAACCCAGAAAUCGAGGGGCAUGUAAUUGCGUCGGCUUUGGCGGUCAUCUCGGGCUGCAUUAUUGUAUUCAUUGGCCUGGUCCGAUGCGGCUGGAUCGUGGACCUCAUUCCUUUGGUCUCCAUUUCCGCCUUCAUGACGGGAUCGGCCAUCAGCAUCGCCGUUGGCCAGCUUCCGGGCAUGAUGGGAAUCAAGGGUUUCAACACUCGAGACGCCACUUAUCUGGUAUUUAUUCACACCUUGCAAGGACUCCCAAGGACGACGGUAGAUGCCGCCAUGGGUCUAUCUGCUCUGUUUUUGCUGUAUUUGAUUAGAUUCUCGUGCACAUUUGCGGCGAAGAAAGUUCCCAAGAGCAAAAAACUCUUCUUCUUCCUCUCGACCCUGCGAACCGCCUUUGUCAUCUUGCUCUACACGAUGAUAAGCUGGCUGGUGAACCGAAACCACCGGAGCAAGCCUAUCUUCAAAAUUCUCGGCGUCGUUCCGCGAGGCUUCACGGCAGCUGCUGUUCCACAGGUCAAUUCUUCAAUAAUCAAGAUCUUCGCCAGUGAUCUACCGGCUACCGUCAUUGUCCUUUUAAUUGAGCACAUUGCCAUCUCGAAAUCCUUUGGGCGCAUCAACAAUUACAUCAUCGACCCAUCCCAAGAGAUGGUGGCUAUCGGUAUAACGAACAUCCUAGGCCCGUUCCUGGGAGGAUACCCCGCCACCGGAUCAUUUUCCCGAACUGCAAUCAAGUCAAAGGCUGGUGUGCGGACCCCUUUUGCGGGUGUUAUCACAGCGGUGGUCGUGCUCCUCGCUAUCUACGCAUUGCCCGCGGUUUUCUUCUAUAUCCCGAACGCCUCGCUCUCUGCUGUGAUCAUCCAUGCCGUUGGCGACUUGAUCACACCCCCUAACACUGUAUAUCAGUUCUGGCGUGUUUCUCCGCUGGAGGUCCCUAUCUUCUUCGCGGGUGUGUUCGUCACUAUAUUUUCCAGUAUUGAAAAUGGCAUCUACACAACCAUCUGCUCGUCCUUUGCAAUCCUCGUCUUCCGAGUCAUCAAAGCAAAGGGCAGCUUUUUAGGAAAAGUAAAGGUCCAUUCUCUUGCCGGUGAUCAGAUUGUGGGCGAGGAUCAGAAAUCUUUUCUCCUCCCGGAAAACGGGAAUUUCACCCACUCGGGAGGCACCCACGAGGACGCAGCAUCACGCAAUAUUUUCCUUCCCGUCGACCACAGCGAUGGUUCCAAUCCCGAAAUCGAAGUGUUGGCACCAUAUCCAGGGAUCUUCAUCUAUCGCUUCUCGGAAGGGUUCAAUUACCCCAACGCCAACCAUUAUCUUGACCAACUUACCAAUACCAUUUUUGCAACAACUCGUCGUACGGAUCUUGACCAGUAUGCCCGCCCUGGUGACCGACCCUGGAAUGACCCUGGCCCACGACGCGGCAAGGCUGCUGUGAGCCACCCCGAUCGACCAACCCUCAAAGCUAUUAUCCUUGAUUUCAGCGCUGUUAACAAUGUCGACAUCACCUCUGUCCAGCAACUCAUUGAUGUCCGCAACCAACUUGAUAGAUACACCGCUCCCUCGGUCGUAGACUGGCACUUCACAUGCAUCAACAACCGGUGGACGAAACGAGCCUUGGUCAGCGCUGGAUUCGGUUAUCCUACCAUCCCAGCAGGCGAGGGUCACCUUCAACGUUGGAAACCUAUCUUCAGUGUAGCUGAGAUCGGAGGCUCGGAUUCCGCUGCUGCGGUAGCGGAGGCCACUACGAACGAGAAGGAAUUGCGAGAACACCGUUCGCGAGAACUCGAGCGGCCGUCCCAAGCUGAUGCCAUUAACCGUGAUUCUGAGAGCGGGCUAUCGAGUAGUGUCGAUCCCAAGGAGAUCAUCGUGAAAGCUGGAGACAGGAGGGCGGCCGUUGUGAGUGGAUUGAACAGGCCCCUGUUCCAUAUCGAUCUUACCAGCGCGUUGCAAAGCGCCAUUGCGAAUGUCGAUUCCAGGCAAGCCCUUGAGAGCCGUGGUGGCGAGGGUACGGGGGAGAUACCAUGA
Venustampulla echinocandica is the source of this 2559-nucleotide messenger RNA. Its product is annotated as putative sulfate permease 2. The record is from RefSeq and is a predicted model, not a curated record. Gene Ontology annotation, molecular function: secondary active sulfate transmembrane transporter activity. The transcript is spliced from 3 exons. The coding region runs from base 1 to 2559 and encodes 852 amino acids. Lineage: Eukaryota; Fungi; Ascomycota; Leotiomycetes; Helotiales; Pleuroascaceae. Gene Ontology annotation, cellular component: membrane. Gene Ontology annotation, biological process: transmembrane transport.